Messenger RNA from Budorcas taxicolor (takin), 2502 nucleotides. It is a transcript of the gene PROM2, whose product is annotated as prominin 2. Bases 1 to 2502 code for a protein of 833 amino acids. Lineage: Eukaryota; Metazoa; Chordata; Mammalia; Artiodactyla; Bovidae. Gene Ontology annotation, molecular function: cholesterol binding. Gene Ontology annotation, cellular component: apical plasma membrane; cell surface; cilium. The transcript has 23 exons. The record is from RefSeq and is a predicted model, not a curated record.
AUGGUGCGCUCGCCUGACCUCCUGGCGGCCCUCCUGGGCCUGGGCCUGGGGGCAGUCCUGACCCUCCCGGGGGCGGGCGCGGCGGGCUGCAGGGCCCUCGGCCCGGCGGACCGCCUGGUUUUCGCCCCGGCGGCCAAGGCCCGCUGGCUGCCCCCUCGCGUCCGCGCCCCGGGACCCCUGGACUCACUGUACGGCACCGUGCGCGGCUUCCUCUCCGUGGUGCAGCUCAACCCCUUCCCCGCGGAGCUGAUAAAGACCCUGCUGAAUGAGCCGGCCUCUGUGAAGGUGGAUGAGGUGGUGCGGUACCAGGCCGGCUACGUGGUGUGCGCUGUGAUCGCCGGCCUCUACCUGCUGGCCAUGCCCGCCGCCGGGCUCUGCUUCUGCUGUCUGCGCUGCCGCCGGCGCUGCGGGGGUCGAGUGAAGAUGGAGCACAGGACGAUGGCCUGCGAGCGUGCUGUCCUCGUGACGUUCCUGCUGCUGACCACCCUCGUGCUGCUGAUCGGCGUGGUCACUGCCUUUGUCACCAACCAGCACAUGCACGAGCAGAUGGGCCCCAGUGCCGAGGCUGUGCCGGAGACCCUGCUCAGCCUCCGGGGCCUGGUUUCCGAGGUCCCCCUGGAGCUGCAGGCCGUGGCAGAGCAGUUUUCCCUUCCUCAGGAGCAAGUCUUGGAGGAACUUAAUGACAUCGGUAGCAGCAUUGGGACGGCGAUCCACUCCCAGCUCAAGAGCACCGUGUAUGAGGCGCUGGCCUCAGUGCUCAGCCUGGGACAGGCCCUGCAGGUCUCCGUGGACCACCUCCGAGGCCUGAACGCCACCUCUGUGGAGCUGCAGGAGGGGCAGGAGGCCCUGGCACCGGCUCUCCAUGGGCACCGGCAGCGCCUCCUGGCACUACUGCAGGAGCCCCACUGCCAGGGCUGUGCAGGGGCCCUGGACAAAAGCCACAGCCUGGAGCUGGGAGCAGACUUCAGCCAGGUGCCCUCCGUGGACCACGUCCUACAUCGGCUGGAAGGCGUCCCAGAGGCCAACUUCUACAGCAUGGUCUGGGAGGAGAACACCACCUUCAACGCCCUCCCGAUCCUGGCUGCCUUGCAGAUGGCCGGCACGGUCAGAGAGCUGAAGAAGGUGGUGGCCGAGCAGCCCAGAGAGCUAAACACAAUGGGAGAAGCGUUCCCAGUCUGGGAGGCAGCUUCUCGCUGGAGCCAGGCGCUGGAGGAGGUCGAAGAGCGCAGCCGCCCCUUCUUGGAGGAAGUGCAGAGAUAUGAGAGAUACAGGUGGAUUGCAGGUUGUGUGCUGAGCUCUGUGGUCCUGCUUGUGGUGGUCUGUAACCUGGUGGGCCUCAACCUGGGCAUCUGGGGGCUAUCUGCCAGAGAGGACCCCAGCCACUCGGAAGCCAAGGGUGAAGCCGGAGCCCGCUUCCUCAUGGUGGGUGUGGGCUUCAGCUUCCUCUGUGCUGUGCCCCUCAUCCUCCUCGUCUUCUCCACCUUCCUGGUGGGCGGCAACGUGCAGACGCUGGUGUGCCAGAGCUGGGAGAGCGGAGAGCUGUACGAGUUUGUAGACGCUCCAGGGAACUUGCCACCAUCCGUGAACUUGUCCCAACUUCUUGGCCUGAAGAAGAACCUCAGCAUCCUCCUGGCCUAUGGGCAGUGCAAGCAAGGGGCCGUGCUCUGGACCGUCCUGCAGCUCAAUGACUCCUACGACCUGGAGAAGCACCUGGAUAUCAGCCAGUACACCGUCAAGCUGCAGCAGGAGUUGCAGAAGCUCAAAGUGGACGUGAAGAAUCUGGACCUGCUGAGCCCAGCCGCCCGUCGGGAUCUGGAGGCUCUGCAGAGCAGUGGGCUCGAGGGCAUUCACUACCCUGGCUUCCUUGCUGAGAUCCAGAAGCCAGUGGUGAAUAGUGACGUGGAGAAGCUGGUCCAGGAGCUGGAGGGACUGUCCCAGACCCAAGGCAAUGCUACGCUGGGGCAGAAGCUGCAGGAAGAGGCCCGAGGGCUCCAACACCUCCAUCAGGAGAAGAUCCUCCCACAGCAGAACCUUGUGGCUAAACUCAACCGCAGUGUCCAGGCACUGGCAUCCUCUGCCCCACAUCUCCAGUCAGAGAUCUCAGGUGUCCUGGACAGAGUCACUCACCUGAAAGGAGAGCUGCCGACCCGGGCCACCCAUAUCCUGAGGAGUGAAAGUGAGUGUUUCCUGAAGCGGGAGAUGGGCUACUUCUCCCAGUACAUGGCCUGGGUGAGAGAGGAGGUGACUCAGCGCAUUGCCACCUGCCAGCCCCUCUCCGCAGCCCUGGACAGUGGCCGUGUGAUCCUGUGUGACAUGGUGGCUGACCCCUGGAACGCCUUCUGGUUCUGCCUGGGGUGGUGCACCUUUUUCCUGAUUCCCAGCAUCGUCUUUGCUAUCAAGACCUCCAAGUACUUCCGUCCCAUCCGGAAACGCCUCAGCUCCACCAGCUCCGAGGAGACACAGCUCUUCCACAUCCCCCGGGUCACCUCCCUGAAGCUCUAG